AUCGCUGGCAUAAGAGCAGAGAGCUCCGCGGGGAAGACGCCCACAGCAGGCGUUUUGUCUAUCCCGGUGGACCCGCAGCUCGCGCUCUCCUGAAACUCGAGUCGCCAGAGAAGCAUCAUGGGCUUCGGGAAGUCCUCCCCCUUCCUGGCUUUCAGCAUCUUGGUCCUGUGCCAGGCAGGCAGUCUCCAGGCGACACCACUCAGGUCUGCUUUGGAGACCCUCCCAGAUCCCGGGGCACUCAGCGAGAAGGAAGGGCGCCUCCUGCUGGCUGCACUGGUGAAGGCCUAUGUGCAGAGCAAGACCCGUGAGCUGGAGCAGGAGCAGGAGCAGGAGACAGAGGGCUCUAGCCUGGAUGGCUCCAGAGCUAAGCGGUGCAGUAAUCUGAGUACCUGUGUGCUGAGCGCGUACUGGAAGGACCUGAACAACUUUCAUAGAUUCUCUGGCAUGGGCUUCGGGCCUGAAACACCUGGCAAGAAAAGUGACAUAGCCAGCAGCUUGGAGAGGGACCGCUCCUCCCAUUUUGGGGUGCCCCAAGAUGCCAAGUGAACUCCUUCCUCUCCUUCCUGAUUUCCUUUCUUGCUCCCAUGGAUGAAGUUAAUGCAUGCAGAUUUUACCUGGAUUGCUCUUCAAGCUGGUAUUGGUAGCUUUGCUUAUGAUAGAGAAUGCUGGGGACCUCAGGAUGGAAAGAAAGAGAGCAGGACUCACAGACAAGGUUAGAGAUAAGAGAGUGAGGGAAGCUUCUGAGAUCCCAGAGAAUGUCAUGGCAGAGCCGUCCAAUUCCUGCUUCAUCCCUCAUGCCUCAUCAUUGAUGAAUAAACCUAUUUUCUAAAAGGA
Messenger RNA from Balaenoptera ricei (Rice's whale), 834 nucleotides. RefSeq names its product calcitonin. The transcript is spliced from 4 exons. The coding region runs from base 118 to 546 and encodes 142 amino acids. The record is from RefSeq and is a predicted model, not a curated record. Lineage: Eukaryota; Metazoa; Chordata; Mammalia; Artiodactyla; Balaenopteridae. Gene Ontology annotation, cellular component: extracellular region. Gene Ontology annotation, molecular function: calcitonin receptor binding; hormone activity.